Hermetia illucens (black soldier fly) is the source of this 5689-nucleotide messenger RNA. It is a transcript of the gene KrT95D, whose product is annotated as phosphofurin acidic cluster sorting protein 2. The transcript has 11 exons. Gene Ontology annotation, biological process: protein localization to plasma membrane. NCBI's taxonomy places the organism in Eukaryota, Metazoa, Arthropoda, Insecta, Diptera, Stratiomyidae. The record is from RefSeq and is a predicted model, not a curated record. Bases 842 to 3733 code for a protein of 963 amino acids.
GAGCAUUGAGCAGUUCCACAAGAUUUUUCUUUGAGUCGUUGGCUUGCGAAGUUCCCAAAGGGAAAACGGAAGGCGGAAAGCGCAUUCGUGUACAAGUUUUUCUCUCUCUCGGUGGGGAGCGUGAAAAGCGAGCAAGGUGGGCCAGGCCACAAAAGCCGUUCCGAAGAAAAUUUUUCAUUCACAGAUUUUCCGUGUUUAAUUCGCCGCGCGAGUUUGUGGACAAAAGUCGCCAAGUUCCGUCUUUUUGUCUGGUCGCGCGAUCCGGGCGUUUUCUGCAGUCCAAUUGACGGUUUUUUGCAGUCGCAUUCUCCUCUGGCUGUCACUCAAAUUGGGAAAAGUUGUUUGAGGAGGAAAUAAAUAGGAAAUAAAUUAUCUCAAGUCGCUUCCGAUUGCGACGAUUGUUUUGGUUCUGGCGGAGCAGUUGGGGUGCGAGUGUUUUGUGCUCAUUAUCGUGGAUUGUGCUGCACAAUUAGCGCGAAACUGGCCGCGAAUUAUGUGAAAAGUGUCUGGGAAGCUAUGUCGGAGGAAUGAAGUCGCUUUAUGGUUGCAAAAAGUGUCGCCUUGUGCAUCUCUGAUAUUGCGGGAAGUGGCAGCAGUCGAGUGUAGGGCGGUGGCGCCUAAGCCGCGAAAAUAAAAACAUUUUGAAAUGUGUGGUUGCGUGUUAUUUAGUGUUUGAUGUGGAUCGCAAUUUGCAAAAUGAUUGACUCGUCUCUAACUCAGGUGAUCGCAGCAACAGAAUAGAAGCAAAAGUGAUUUGAGUGCUGAAAAGUUGAAUCAAUCGUUCGUAGACGAACGGCACGGAGUUUACUACUUGCAACUGGGCUACCACACCCCCGAGAAAAUGGAUAAAUUGACGAAGGUGGAGAAGAACGCGGGCAGCAUGAGCGGCAAGCCGGUGCCCAUGAAACUAUUUGCAGCCUGGGAAGUGGACCGGACCCCGCCGAACUGCAUACCAAGAUUAUGCUCCCUAACAAUAACGCGUCUCUCCUUACAAAUGCCAUUACCACCUGAUUUAACUUCCGUAUCGCUGGCAGUAAAAAUGCAAAGCUCAAAGAGGACUCUCAGGUCACAUGAGAUUCCAGUGAUGGCUAUCCAACAGGCUCAUGUAGCAGCACAGGGAAAUUCAGUGACUACUUCGCUUGGAACGCAAACACUAGGCUCAAGCGCAAAUAUAGUGUCAACAGGCAGUAGUGUUUUUGGAAGUUCUCUAACUAAUAAUGCCGCUCUUUUGGAAACUGAUCUCGAUUUACACUUCAGCUUGCAAUAUCCUCAUUUUAUUAAACGUGAUGGUAACAGACUGUUGAUUUUACUUCAACGACGUAAGAAAUACAAAUCUCGCACAAUAUUGGGUUAUAAGACCCUAGCUGAAGGUGUUAUUCGCAUGGAUGCGGUUUUACAGAAAUCCAUGGACAUGACUGUUGAACUUGUGACUUCUAGCAAGAAUGGUCGACCUGGUACAACAGUUGCUACGUUACGAGCGGAACGUGUCUCAUCCAUUCCAGUCGAUCAAGACAAUAAAAAUAAUAAUAGUGUACUACUAACAGAUCGGGUGACUGAAUAUUCGGACGAAGAUGAAGAAGGUGAAUUCAGUUCCGGGGAAGAUAACGACGAUGGUACCGAUGUUGGUCUCAACAGUUACGAUGGAAAACGUAGCUAUGCCUCAAAACACGAAAUGAGGAAGUACAGGAAGUUGGAACGAUCUGAAAAUGAUGUGGAGGAUGUUGGUGCAAAUCCCCCGGACAGUGAUAGUGAAUUUGAGAUUAAGGAGAAAGGCUCACGUGCCAAAAUCAGCAGACAACGAAAUUUUAAACAAAAAAUUGUUGCGCUGCUGAAACGUUUCAAAGUGUCGGAAGAAUUGGAUGGUGGUGUAAGUCGUGGAGCCGGCGCGUUACGUGGUGAGCGGGAUUUAGAUGCAUUGUUUCAGGAGCUAGAAUCUCUAUCAUGUGGCGAAGGAGAUGAUUCUGGCCCAGAUUUGGACAGUUUGUCUGUGGGAUCAACCCCGAAACCCUCAUUGCGACCUUUUUUCUCAAAUUCCAGAAGCAUGUUGCACGAUAACAUCACGGGAAAGGAAAGACGACGUGCAUCUGAUAAGGGUGAAAUGACAGAUAAGAAAACCAUUACCGCUACCACGCCAGAUCGUAGUGGUCCUGAAUGGAGAAAUGAUAGUUCUGGAAAUGAAGGCAAUGCCGGCAAUACAGAUCCAGAAGCUCAGAAUUCAGAUCCACAAAAUACUGGUAGCCCACCACGUGAAAAAGAUAUAAGCAAUAAUACGGCAUCCGUUACAUCCACCGAGAAGCGAAGUCGAUUAUUUCGAACGUCAAGCAGUACACCCAACACGAAAAAGAAGCAAUCCUUGAGCUUGUCAUCGGAACCCAAGUCAGUAUUAGAGACAUGUUUGUCUCCAACUAAUGUGGAGCCGCGAAAAUCUUUACUGGAGCAAUUGACACGAGUAUUUUCAAUGGAGGAGCAAAUUCUUCCUGAUGUUGUGACAAUAAUUAGUCCGCCGGAAGCGUAUAGUAGCAGCAUACUAUCACGAAUAAAUACUAUUUUGGGAACGUCAUUUCGGCCGGCAUUCCAACCACAAAAUACGGCUGAAGUGAAGGCUGUUCUUCAAGCUCUCAUGAAUAAAAUCCAGAAAUACUGCAAUUCAACUGCGAAACCACCAGCUACCAUCAAAGUCUUGUUAUUAGGAGGUGAUUGGCUACAAGGAUCAGUUUUGCGACAUUAUGUUGAUUUACUGGGAGUUCGACCACCGGAUUGGGUGAAUCACUUACGUUUCUAUAUGGUUCCAAUUGGAACAAGUUCAAUAUCGCGAUAUUUGAGUGCUGUGGAUCAAUCAUAUUGUGCCAUGUUCGGAACGGAAAGUUGGCAACAAUUGUGUGAUCGUGCUUCCUCGUCGGAUAGCACUUCAGCAAAGGCUGAUAUUUUGGAAUUGACAAAUCGAAUACAACGAUAUCUCCAUACGGCUGGCCCCUGUACACAGAUUCCAAUUGCUGAAGCUAUGGUUAAUUACAAAGAUGAAGAUUCUUGUCAAAUAUUUGUUCCAUUUGUUAGUGACGUAAGGAUUGGUUUUCUUGAUGGACCACAAUUAUCACUUGAUCUCGAAGAAAGUUCUGCAUCAGCGUUGUUACAACAAACCAACUCCGCUAGCAACAUACUCUCCAGUUCGCCACCAGCAAGCGGACGAACAUCGCCGCCGCUUCCAUUGACUCCGUCGCAGCAGCAGCAACAACAACAACAGCUCCCACAACAGCAAUCGAGUCAACAAGCUCAAGAAUCCGUGGAACUGCAAAUUGACUAUUGGCCAGUAACACGUAUUGGCGAUACCAAAGACAAAUUGCUGAUGAAAGGCAGUGAUCAGGGCAAGAAUAGUAUUAAAAGCACGUUCAGGAAUUUACAAGUUUGGCGAAUUCCGCACAGUUUACAAUUGGGCGAAAUCCCGAAUGGUCUGACAGUAUGUUUUGCAACUAAAGAGAAGAAGCAGAAAAUUAUGAGACUUGGUAAAAAGAAGGAGAAAGACAAGGAACAAGAGAAGGAGCAAUGCGUUGAAGGCGUGGCAAGACUGAUUUGUUCUCCGAAACAAUCUCAUCCAGUGCCAUUAAGAGUUUAUAUCGAUGGUACUGAAUGGACUGGCGUGAAAUUCUUUCAACUAUCAUCACAAUGGCAAACUCAUGUUAAAAAUUUCCCAGUGGCGCUUAUCGGUGCCACAUUAUCAUGUUCCGAUCUAGCCUAGUCAUUUUAACUUGAUAGCAACAAUGAUAAUUAUCAUUAAAAAAAAAUACAUAUUAACUAUAUUUUUAAUUCAUCUUCUUGUUCAAGUUGUAAACUAAAAGGAAACGUAGUAGAAAUGAACACAAAAAUCAAAGUAAAUAUCUUACAGUUUAAAAGGAUGAUAAUAAUUGAUAACGUCUUAAUGUUGUUAAUAAAAACAAAUAGCGGAUAGUCAUGAUAGCAACUCAGAAUUCUCUAUAAACUACCAUAAUGCAAUAACUACCACCAUAAACAAAAUAUCACUUUCACCACCACAAUAAUUGUACACUUUAUAAUUCAAUACUUGUGUAUUUUUCAGAAGAUUUAUUUUUAAAUCAUAGUUUUUUAUAUUAAUUUGAACAUAUAAACAAAUUGUAAUAUAUUUUCGAUAAAAUCAAUAUUCCCUGGAUGCAUACAUAAAUAAUGAAGAUUGAGAAAAAAUAGUAUUUUAUAUAUCUUAGACACUCGAUCCCCUUUGUGUGUUUCUAUUUUAGUUACUUCGCUAAGAUAAUAUUGUGCAUAAUUCUUGAUAGUCUAGUGAUGAUUUUUUAAACAAAAUUACGUAAAACACUUUUUUAUUGUUGAAAUUCCCGACAUGAUAAUUGUAUAUUUAUGAUUGAUCUCCCCAAAUUUUUCUGAUUUUACAAUGUGAACGCGAAACGUAAAGAAACAAUAACAGAAACGAUCAGGGUUUUGUAUUGCAAUAAUCCUUCAAGACUAAAUUGCUCGUUCACAGAAGCAUUGAAUUCAAAUGGAUAUAAUAAGAACUAGGCAAAUUAGUAAAUAGCAUAAUGAAAAUGAACAUUGAAACAUAAAAAUGUUUUGUUUGUUGUCUCGCGAAUCGAAAACAAGAAAGAAACAAUUUUAGCAAAUAAUCAGCGUUUUAAAACGGAGUUAUAAGUUGAAUGAGGAUGAAAUUGGACUGAGAUGAAUCCUUGGAUCUUUUUUAAACUCGUUUUUGUCAUGGAUUUUGAAUACGUAAUAUCAUACACGUAUAUAACUCUAGUUCUAUACCUUCGAAUAUUUUACAAAGGAUCGUUAUCUGCAAAUUACUACAACUGAAAUGGAUCUUAAUUAUAUGCAAAACCUCGCAAUAUAUUUUGUGACUAAUUUUCAGGGUUAUAACCAACUUUAUGUUUUGAUCACUCAAAACAUUCGGGCGGAUUUGAUAUGUUUCCUCAUUGAGCUACAAGCCAAGAUAAGAUCUCCUCGAUCGAAGUUUGAAUGUAUUUCUUUAGGAGUUCGUGGUGCAAAUAAAUGAGUUUGUCGAAACGUUUCUCUAUUGAAAUACAAGACUCAUCAAAACAGCUUUGUGUUCAAAUUUUGCAAAAAUGUUAUUCCAUUUCAAUGAUCCAAGCCAUAUAACAAUCAAAUAUUUUUUUUAUCUUGUCGCUUGUCUAUCUCAGAUUUUACACUUUAUUACCUCUUUGCAGUUCGAUCCAAUAAAGUUACGGGCGAUCCUUGAUUAUUCGAUAAUAAUUAGAUUAAACAAAACCCAAGAUUGAUAAAUUAAAAUAUUAUUAAUCCAAGAAUUGAACUAAACAAAGCAGAUAUAUAAAAACAGCAUAAUUGUUUAAUAAAUUGAAACCUAGACUUAAAAUUGAUUAUCAGCGAAAGUUCGAGAAAAAUACAAUUUAAAAUUAUACAUAAAAAUACAUAAGUAUCAAUACUUAAGAUUGUAUGUAAAAUCAAAACGAAAAGGAGAUUGUGUGAGAUUACCAGCAACAAACGGGAUGUAUUAAGGCAUAGUCAGUGAAAAGAAACAGUGAACUCCCGUGGGUAAUCUAUAAAAAAAAUUACAUUUGGUUGUGAUAUAUAUUUAAAAAAGUGUUUUUGUCUGUGCGAAAGUGUAUGAAUGCUUUUAAUUUAAUUAAGAAUACACUACAAAGAGCAAAACACAUUGAAAUAUAGUAAAUCAAAUUAAUAUCAAUCAGCGAAA